UUUGGAUGAUUCUGCGAGAAACUCACAGAGUGAGGCCUAGACUUGGACGUGAUCUGACAAACUUGGCUCAAGCACGUUUCGGUGGGCUUCGCGGAUCUAUUGCAGCCCUCUCACAUGGGCGUUUUGAGGGUUCAGGCUCCUUGCGUCACAUCGCAGGCAACAUGAGCACCUGCAUCCAGAUCAUAGAGGGCAUGGUGCCGGGGAUCAACCGCCUAGCGCUGAAGGGCCACAUGGAACAGUUUGGCCAGGUGGACCUGGUACACAUGGGCAAUAGACAAAACCCGGAAGAGGAGCCGCCGAAGGUUCGCUUCUCCACCCCUGAAGCUGCCCAGAGGGCACUGGAUGCCAUAAAUGCGGGACAAGUCGUCAUAGAUGGCAUGCUGCUGAAGGCGCAGUACAUGCAAGGCAAGGGCAGGGGUAGAGGAGCCCCGCCCACAGCCACAGAAAGAAAUUUAGAGGUCACUAGCCGUGAUCUGUUUCUUGAGCGUGAACGCGCGAGAGCACAGCAGCGAGAGCGAGGAAAAGAACGAAGUCGCAGCCGCGACCGUAGCCGGGGCCGCAGGAGGAAGCGGUCCAGCAGCAGCCGGUCACGGCGCCGCAGGAAGAGCGGCAGCCGAAGCCGAGGUCGGAAGAGGUGAGUUCGCAGAUCCGAGUCAUGGAGCCGGAGAUCCCGAAGUCGAAAACCGGCCGGCUGACACUGCGGAGCUUUUGAGCCACUCCCGCCAGAGCUUAUCGUCAAUUCUUUGGAGAAAACAUCAAGAUGCUUUAAGCAACUGCGAAU
Durusdinium trenchii is the source of this 781-nucleotide messenger RNA. NCBI's taxonomy places the organism in Eukaryota, Dinophyceae, Suessiales, Symbiodiniaceae. The record is from the annotation of a GenBank genome assembly.